UGGAGGAAGAGGGUGCUCGCCCGGGAUGGGGAGGGCUGAAGCUGGGUGCCUGUGACUGGAAUUGAUGCUAAUGGCUGUUUGCUCCCUGGAAGGGCAGAGGUGUGGCAGAAGGUGGGGAACACUGAACCCUUCUCACCUGUGCGGGCUGGCGAAUCACAUCACAUAAACCAAGUCACCUCACUUAUCUGGGCUUUAAUUUUUUCCUCUUGCAAAAUGAGACAAAGUCAGGCACCUUGGCUCCCUGGGUGGUUCAGAGAAUGUGAAACCCUUUAUAUUUUUGUCAAAUCGUGUUGGGUAGCAAAAAUCGACCCUGGUGGCAGGAUGUGGCGGGAAAACUUAGUCAGCAGGAAGGGCAAAGGCAGGCAGCUUGGUGGGAGGUUGGAGAGGGGAACCAGGACGGGCUGCAGGGCUGGACCCCCGGAGGUCAUCCCCCCCAAGCUCAGAUCCAACCUGUAGUUGCAGAAAAAUACCUCUCCCUCCGUCCUGACUCCAGCCUGGGGGGUCAGCCCCAGUCCGGGCCUCUGCCAUGUCCAGCCAGUCUUGGCCACUCCGUAUACGUGAGCUAAGCUAGCCUGUGUCCUCUCUCUUGAGCCCCAGACUCAUACACCAGGCUGUCUCCUGGAACUGUCCCCGCAAGUGCCUGUGCUAACACUAACUUCACACGCCCUGCACUGAGCCCUUCCGUCUUCUCUCUCUGUGAGCGCUCCACCCACCUGGUCACUCGGCUCAAAACCAUGGGCACCGGGACUGUCCCCCCUCUCCCUGUGCCCGACAGUGCUGUCACUUCCCCCAGACCUGCUUGGUCUCUUCCAUCCAGCUCUUCUCAUUUAUCCUGCAGGUGUUGUCAGAGUAAUCUCUAUGAAGCACAGCUCUGACCUCAUCCUUCCUCUAUUCCAGAACCUUCAGUGGCUCCCAGCUGCCUUAGGAUAAACUUCCAACCUCUUGCCAAUCUCUAAGUCUUACUCUCCCCUGCCAGCUGUUGUCUCAAGCCAAACUGAUCUCUGCACAUCCUUGCCCUGCCUUGCUGCCUUGCCUCGACUUCCUCGUGUUUACAUGCCAGCAUCUUAUUUCUGAAUGGGUGGGGGCAGCCUUCCACCACUGAGAGCCCAGCUGUUCAGCUGCCUCGCGGGAAGAUGCCGCAUCUGCCUGGCAGCGCGGGCAUGCGUGUGGCCACCGCCCUGGGAGCCCUCUGGUUCUGCCUCACAGGCGCUGUGGAAGUCCAGGUUCCCGAAGACCCCGUGGUGGCCCUGGUGGGCACCGACGCCACCCUUCACUGCUCCUUCUCACCCGAACCCGGCUUCAGCCUGGCACAGCUCAACCUCACCUGGCAGCUGACAGACACCAAACAGCUGGUGCACAGCUUCGCCGAGGGCCGCGACCAGGGCAGCUCCUAUGCCAACCGCACCGCGCUCUUCCCGGACCUGCUGGCUCAGGGCAACGCGUCCCUGAGGCUGCAGCGCGUGCGCGUGGCUGAUGAGGGCAGCUUCACCUGCUUCGUGAGCAUCCGGGACUUUGGCAGCGCCGCGGUCAGCCUGCAGGUGGCAGCCCCCUACUCAAAGCCCAGCAUGACCUUGGAGCCAAACAAGGACCUGCGGCCCGGGGACACGGUGACCAUCACAUGCUCCAGCUACCGGGGCUACCCCGAGGCGGAAGUGUUCUGGCAAGAUGGGCAGGGCGCGCCCUUGACCGGCAACGUGACCACGUCGCAGAUGGCCAACGAGCAGGGCUUGUUCGACGUGCGCAGCGUCCUGAGGGUGGUGCUGGGCGCGAAUGGCACGUACAGCUGCCUGGUGCGCAACCCCGUGCUGAAGCAGGACGCUCACGGCUCCGUCACCAUCACGCCCCAUAGAAGCCCCACAGGCGCUGUGGAAAUCCAGGUUCCCGAAGACCCCGUGGUGGCCCUGGUGGGCACCGACGCCACCCUUCACUGCUCCUUCUCACCCGAACCCGGCUUCAGCCUGGCACAGCUCAACCUCAUCUGGCAGCUGACAGACACCAAACAGCUGGUGCACAGCUUCGCCGAGGGCCGCGACCAGGGCAGCUCCUAUGCCAACCGCACCGCGCUCUUCCCGGACCUGCUGGCUCAGGGCAACGCGUCCCUGAGGCUGCAGCGCGUGCGCGUGGCUGAUGAGGGCAGCUUCACCUGCUUCGUGAGCAUCCGGGACUUUGGCAGCGCCGCGGUCAGCCUGCAGGUGGCAGCCCCCUACUCAAAGCCCAGCAUGACCUUGGAGCCAAACAAGGACCUGCGGCCCGGGGACACGGUGACCAUCACAUGCUCCAGCUACCAGGGCUACCCCGAGGCGGAAGUGUUCUGGCAAGAUGGGCAGGGUGCGCCCUUGACCGGCAACGUGACCACGUCGCAGAUGGCCAACGAGCAGGGCUUGUUCGACGUGCGCAGCGUCCUGAGGGUGGUGCUGGGCGCGAAUGGCACGUACAGCUGCCUGGUGCGCAACCCCGUGCUGCAGCAGGACGCUCACGGCUCUGUCACCAUCACGGGGCAGCCCAUGACAUUCCCCCCGGAGGCCCUGUGGGUGACAGUGGGGCUCUCCAUCUGUCUUGUCGUUCUGCUGGUGGCCUUGGCCUUUGUGUGCUGGAGAAAGAUCAAACAGACCUGUGAGGAGGAGAAUGCAGGAGCUGAGGACCAGGAUGGGGAUGGAGAAGGAUCCAAGACAGCCCUGCGGCCUCUGAAACACUCUGAAAGCAAAGAAGAUGAUGGACCAGAAAUAGCCUGACCACAAGGACCAGGGAGCUGCCGCCCCUGCCCCGGGGCUCCCACCUCUGGCUGCACUGGGGCCUCAGUGUGAGCCCUGGGCUGGGGGCUUCCCUGCCCCCACAGAUGGCUCCCACUCUGGCGGGUCUACUCAUUCUGCAAAGGACACGAUACACAGAACCACCCCGCCACCUUAUUUCUCCGAUGAACACGACACACAAACCAUCCUGCUGCCUUAUUUCUUAUGGACACAAUACACGGACCUCCCUGCAACCUUAUUUCUCCGAUGCACAAGCAACACGGACCAUCUGGCUGCCUUUUUUCUCCGAAGCCGUGAUCCAGUCACCCCUUGCCUUGUUUCUCUGAUGGCCCUGACACACAGUUAUCACUUCUCAGCCUCUUCUCCCACCUGCCUGUGAUUCUGUCUCCUCAGACAGAGCGGCU
This is a messenger RNA of Camelus dromedarius (Arabian camel), 3154 nucleotides long. It is a transcript of the gene CD276, whose product is annotated as CD276 molecule. The transcript is spliced from 10 exons. Gene Ontology annotation, cellular component: external side of plasma membrane. The coding region runs from base 1134 to 2732 and encodes 532 amino acids. Gene Ontology annotation, molecular function: signaling receptor binding. NCBI's taxonomy places the organism in Eukaryota, Metazoa, Chordata, Mammalia, Artiodactyla, Camelidae. The record is from RefSeq and is a predicted model, not a curated record. Gene Ontology annotation, biological process: regulation of cytokine production; T cell receptor signaling pathway.